Molecule: messenger RNA, 1001 nt
Organism: Helianthus annuus (common sunflower)
Lineage: Eukaryota; Viridiplantae; Streptophyta; Magnoliopsida; Asterales; Asteraceae
Product: acid phosphatase 1
Exons: 3
Coding region: 81-887 (268 amino acids)
Molecular function (GO): acid phosphatase activity
Source: RefSeq, a predicted model, not a curated record
UUAAAUAAACUAUUCGAACACGCAAAUCUCAUUUCAAACUUAUAAUUCAUUGUUUUCUCUGAUAAUUUGAAUUCAUUGCCAUGGCAAUCUUUAGAAUUCUUCUACUUUUGUGCAUACUUUCACUAGCUUUCGGCGAAAAACAUUUGGACACAGAUCCUCACUUACUUUCAAGGCCUAUGAUGAUCGAGCUUCCCGAAAACUUGGAACUGCGAAGCGAUGAUUCGAUAGAAGAAAUUCGAUUAAGAUGUAUGAGAUGGAGAGUCGGGGUUGAGGCGAAGGAUGUGAGUCCAUGGACGACGAUUCCAGCUGAGUGUGUUGAUUACGUGAAGGAAUAUAUGUUGGGUGGAUCGUAUGAGAUAGAUCUAGAAAUGGUGUCGAAUGAAGCAGCAGAAUUCGCUAAGAGUGUUGAGUUGAAAGGUGAUGGAAUGGAUGCUUGGGUGUUUGAUGUUGAUGAAACUUUGCUUUCGAAUCUAGCGUACUACUCUCAGCAUGGUUACGGGUCAGAGAUUUUCGAUCAUGUUCAAUUUGACAGUUGGGUUCUUGAAGGAAUGGCACAAGCAAUCAAACCUAGUUUGAAGCUUUACGAAGAGGUUUCGAAGUUAGGAUUUAAGAUGUUUUUGUUAACGGGGCGAGCUGAGAACAAAAGGAGUAUUACCAUAAACAAUUUGACUAAGGUCGGAUUUGAGAAUUGGGAUCGACUCAUUUUGAGGGGAGCUGGUGAUGAUGGAAAAACUGCGGUAGCAUUCAAAUCGGACAAAAGAAAACAAAUUGUGGAAGAGGGAUUUAGAAUCAUAGGAAAUUUGGGUGAUCAGUGGAGUGAUCUAAUAGGUUCAUAUGUGUCUAUUAGAUCAUUCAAGCUUUCAAACCCUAUGUAUUUUAUUUCUUGAUUGUUAGGAAUUUUUUUUACCAUUACGGUUGUUUGUUUUAUGGUUAGUUGUGUGAUUACUAUUGUAAUGCUGAUGUUGAGAUCUCAUAUGAAAGUGUAAAUUUGUUGGUUGUCA